Molecule: messenger RNA, 1417 nt
Organism: Carassius auratus (goldfish)
Lineage: Eukaryota; Metazoa; Chordata; Actinopteri; Cypriniformes; Cyprinidae
Product: location of vulva defective 1-like
Exons: 2
Source: RefSeq, a predicted model, not a curated record
UUCUGGAGAAACAUCUACCACUAGUGAAGCAGAAACAUCUACAACAACAGAAACUUUCACAUUCACAACAACUACUCCAGAAACAUCUAUCACUAGUACAGAAACAUCUACAACAACAGAUACUUCCACGAUCAAAACAACUUCUGCUGAAACAUUCACAACUAAUGUAGCAGAAACAUCUACAACAAUAGAGACUUUGAUAAUUACAACAACUCCAGUUGAAACAUCCACCAUUAUCACAGAAGAAACAUCUACAACUAGUGCAGCAGAAACAGCUACCACUAGUGCAGCAGAAACAUCUAUGACAACAAAGACUUCGAUAAUCACAACAGCUCCUGUUGAAACACCCACUUCCAUUGCAGCAGAAACAUCUACAACAAAAGAGACUUCGACAAUUACAACAACUCCCGCAAAAACAUCCAAAACUAUUGUAGCAGAAACAUCUACAACAACAGAGCCCUCCACAAUCACAACUACUACAGCAGAAACAUCUACCACUAGUGCAGCAGAAACAUCUAUGACAACAGAAACUUCACAGAUCAAAACAACUUCUGCUGAAACAUCCCCCACUAGAGCAGCAGAAACAACUACAACAAUAGAGACUUCGACAAUUGCAGCAACUCCAGUUGAAACAACCACCAUGAUCACAGCAGAAACAUAUACAACAACAGAGCCCUCCACAAUCACAACAAUUACUACUGCAGAAACAUCUACCACUAGUUCAGCAGAAACGUCUACAAGAACUACAGCAGAAACAUCCACCACUAGUGAAGCAGAAACAUCUACAACAACAGAGACUUCAACAAUUACAACAACACCAGUUGAAACAUCCACCAUUAUCACAGAAGAAACAUCUACAACAACAGAGCCCUCCACAAUCACAACUACUACAGCAGAAACAUCUACCACUAGUGCAGCAGAAACAUCUACAACAACAGAAACUUUCACAUUCACAACAACUACUCCAGAAACAUCUAUCACUAGUACAGAAACAUCUACAACAACAGAAACUUCCACGAUCAAAACAACUUCUGCUGAAACAUUCACAACUAAUGUAGCAGAAACAUCUACAACAAUAGAGACUUCAACAAUUACAACAACUCCACCCUCCACAAUCACCACAACUCCUGCAGAAACAUCUAUCACUAGUAUUGCAGAAACAUCUACAACAAAAGAGACUUCGACAAUUACAACAACUCCAGUUGAAACAUCCACCAUUAUCACAGCAGAAACAGCUACGACAACAGAGCCCUCCACGAUCACAACAACUUCUGCAGAAACAUCUAUUACAGCAGAAGCAUCUAGUACAGCAGAAGCAUCUACAACAAUAGAGACUUCGAUAAUUACAAAAACUCCGGUUGAAACAUCCACCAUUAUCACAGCAGAAACAGCUACAACAACAGAGCUCUCCACAAUC